AUGGUUGUUAUUAAUACUAAAUUUUCAUCAUGUGGUUCCUAUCUUGGUAAAGAAGCUAUAGAAAACAUUUAUGAAAAUUGUAUUAAUUUAGAAAAGCAUUACAAGGAAGCAUAUAUUUUACCAAUAAUAAUCACUAAUCUCAAAGUAAAUCCAUCUCAUCUUGAAGAUUUUAAAGGUAAACUUAUCAUUUACCAUUCCAAUAACAUCCAUUUAUUUUUUGGAAAGUUAUGGCAUAGAGUAUCAUUUGGCGCACAUGAUAUAGGUGAUUUUAUUUCACCAGAUUUAAAUCUCUAUAAAGGAUUAGAAAACAUUUCUUUAUAA
Messenger RNA from Dictyostelium discoideum AX4, 321 nucleotides. RefSeq lists its product as hypothetical. The record is from RefSeq and is a predicted model, not a curated record. Bases 1 to 321 code for a protein of 106 amino acids. The transcript has a single exon. NCBI's taxonomy places the organism in Eukaryota, Evosea, Eumycetozoa, Dictyosteliales, Dictyosteliaceae.